Messenger RNA from Syngnathoides biaculeatus (alligator pipefish), 1565 nucleotides. RefSeq names its product rho GTPase-activating protein 31-like. Gene Ontology annotation, biological process: small GTPase-mediated signal transduction. The coding region runs from base 381 to 1466 and encodes 361 amino acids. Lineage: Eukaryota; Metazoa; Chordata; Actinopteri; Syngnathiformes; Syngnathidae. The transcript has 9 exons. Gene Ontology annotation, molecular function: GTPase activator activity. The record is from RefSeq and is a predicted model, not a curated record.
UAGAAAGAGCAGAAAGGACUGGCCAGUGGAAGGAGGGGGGGGAAAAUACCAACAACAGGAAACAGGAGCGAUUCUAACGCUGUUUCUGCGAGAUAAAGCAGCCGGUUGCCACGUACCAGCAAACCAAAAGUGUCACUUCUGCAAAGAAAUGCCACCCUAAGAGUUUGAAAGUUUAAACAACUGACGUCACUUCUGCUCUCAACAUCCAGCCGCGUGCUUCGUCAAAAUGUGAGCGGAUGCAGCACAUUUGGGAGAAGAUUGUCGGCGAAUUCUAUGCGGCUGCUUUGUGAUCCACCAACUCACCCUUGCUCGGGGUCAUAUGGAUUCGUCGCUACGUUUACAAGGAGCUGCUAAUCAACUGGACCACUAACUGGAACCACAUGAAGAAAAAAGGGACCAAGCAGAAGUCAAAAACGAAAGGAAGUGAAAAUGCGUUCGGCUGUGACCUGACGGAACAUCUCCAGAACUCAGGACAUGAUGUCCCUCAGGUUCUGCUGAAAUGUGCAGAGUUCAUUGAGAAGCACGGGAUUGUGCAUGGGAUCUACAGGUUGUCGGGGGUCACCUCAAACAUCCAGCGGCUCAGACAGGAAUUCAGUGCCGAGGCGUGCCCUGACCUUACGAAGGAAGUGUACCUCCAGGACAUCCACUGUGUGGGUUCCUUAUGCAAGCUGUACUUCAGGGAGCUACCAAAUCCUCUGCUCACAUAUGAGUUAUACAGCAAAUUCACCGAAGUGGCCUCAGUGUGUGGUGAUCAUGAAAGACUUCUACACGUUCAAAAGAUUGUUAAGCAACUGCCGACCCCUCACUUCAGGACUCUGGAGUACCUCACCAAGCAUUUGGCCCGUCUGGCCACUUUGAGUGCCCAGACAAACAUGCAUACACGCAAUCUAGCCUUGGUUUGGGCUCCUAAUCUGUUGAGAUCCAAAACAAUAGAGGCCACUUCUGGUAAUGGAGACAUGGCUUUCCAGGAGGUGAGAAUACAGCAGUCAGUGGUGGAGUUCAUUCUAAACCACACAGAUCAGAUUUUCAACAGCGAAUCUGUGCAAAUCAAACCAAAAGAAGGGUUAAGUCUGAUGUGUGGAGAGAAGUACGCCACGCUUCCAAUCAGCAGUCAGUGUGGACCGAUGAAACUGAUGAGCCUGGAAGAAGCCCAAGCCCGCUCCCUAAGUCCAAAUCAUCCCGUGCAUAAAGAACGCCAACGAGAGAACAGUCUGCCUGACACCAGCACUGCCAUGCUCUACCACACUGUCAUAGACUUAGACAGCAAGAGAAAACUGUCCGGUAAAUCCAAGAAAUGGAAAUCCAUCUUUAACUUGGGACGCUCUGUGGACUCCAAAGGAAAACUGAGCCGGAAUGGAAGUGUGUUCAUUCGAGCUCCAGGGUUAACAGAAAAGGCAUCUCUUCGACCAUCUAGAAGCAUGGAGUCACUGUGCUCCUUGCCAACAGGUAAAGUAUUUCACAAGUAAAACGAAACAUCGGUGGAAGUCUCAACAGUAAUAGUAUUUGGUUCACCUCCUGUUGUUUCCAGAUGACGACAGAACUGGAAAGAGUCCAUCAGGAGGACA